AUGGCUGAGGUACUCGCGCCCAUAACCCAGCCGAACUCCUCUAUCGCUAUGCUACACUCCUCGUCCUCGGGCGACGCGCAGUCACACCAUCAGUCGUCGUCGUCCCGGUCCUCCAACAUGCCUCGCACCCAGUACUACAACACCUCCGGCGGCGGCAUAGGGUACAGAGGCUCCUCGGCCACGCCUGUCCAGACAUAUGCCUUCCAGCAGACGCCCCAGCUGCGCCAGGAGAACCGCUCGACCUCUGCUCCUGUGAACCCCUACUCGCAGGCCCAGGCCUUCUCGCCCACCCUUGCCCCGACCAAGCAGGGCCACGCAACCCACCCCUCGUCGUCCUCGGGCUCGACCGCCUCUUCGUCCUCCUCCAACCAAUCGUCCACACGCCAGCGCUCUGGCUCGAAAGACGACUCCUCGCUGUCGCACCAGCGAACCAAGUCGGCCAGCUCCAGCACCGACUCGUCGCGGCAACUGUCGGCCAUCAACCUGUCGACGUCGGUCCCGGACCUGACGCUCACUUCCUUCGACGCCCCCGCCAAAACCUCCCCCGACCGAUACCGUCGCUCUCGCAAUACCUCCGGACCGAGCAGCCCGUCAUUGCCUCAAGAGUCCAAGUCGGCCGCCCCGUCAGGCUCCGGCAUGGCAGGCGUCGCUCACCUCUACAAGAGCAACGCUCCAAACCCUCGUCCGGGUCACAACAGGACGUCCAGCAUGGAUGAUAGCGUAUUACCCAGGUCAAACUCGGAACAGGCAAAGAGAUAUAGAAGGAGAAGUUUGAACAAUUUCGAGGGUGUCACAAUCCAGCAAGGGACCCCGUCUUGGGCUCCUCCGCAACAACGCCAGGACGCUAAGCUCGGCGCUCACAAGAACAACAGUGGGGAGAGCAUCUCCUCGGCGAGCAACUCGACGAGACCUUCUUCCUCGAAGCGCGACAAUGCACAAAAUUCUGCUCGCCCAGCUUCUCCCAAAGUUGGACAGGAUUCUCGCUCACCAAACGUACCCGCCCGUGGCUCUUCUACGGACGCAACCAAGCGUGUAGCAAAUCCGUCACCUCUCUCGAAAACCGCCUCCGACGCCGAACCUCCACGCAGCUCUGGUAAAGCGUCUGUUACCGACGCUACUGCGGGAGCCAACAGCCCUGCUGCUCAACAUCUCGCAGCUCUGAACGAGAAAGAGAAGGGCGUCAAGUCACGCCUGAGGAGGGCAUUCUCUUUCGGCAGCGCGGCUGAGCUUCGUAAGGCCUCCGCAGAGAAUGCCUCGUCGGCACGGAUGCACCAAAAGGGUCAACAGCAGGAAGAGAUUGAUCCGGAAGAUGCAGCCAUUGCCGCGAAGCAGGAAGCUGCUGGUAUUGGCAACAGCAUCUACUCUGGUCAGGGAGGUGUCUUCUCGAGUUCUACCGACAACUUGUCUAUCUCAUCCACUGCAUCUUCUGCAUCGGUAAUGCUCCGGAAGAUGGGCAAGGGCAUGAAGAAGGGUGGUCGCUCGUUGAAGGGAUUGUUCAGGCCGAAAUCCGUCAUCGGUGUUCCUGCCGCGGAUUCGGCUGUUCAAGCCUCUGUGGGCCAGGUGUCGAUGGUUAAUGUGGAGGCUGAGAGGGAGAAGGUGAAUGUUAAUGCAAGCGCGGCGGAGCAGGCGGGUGGUGGCACUGGCUACCCUAGACUUGAGCGUAACUCGCUCGAGGUCUCUUCAGUGUCCGAGCGGCCCUCAUCGGUCAAUGGUGCCGGUGACUCGAGAAGAAGCAUUAUGGGUGGCGAGAGGGAGCGUGCUGAGGUUUUGGCUGCUGUCAGAAAGGGAAUCUUGAAGAGAACCGGUACAGACAGCCCUUCGCCUCAGGUUCGCCCUGCGGAUGGCGCUCCCGGCUUUACGCACAACCACGACACACCAAACUCCAGUGCACCCAGCACGCCCGGUGACGACAACAGGCCCGGUAACCUGCCUCUGUCAGGCGACGACUACUUCGUGGGCGCCUCUCGUCUUGCGGCCGGGAGCUCCCGGAGCCUUCCCAACACGCCCCACGGUGGCCCUCGCAACAUCAGCUUCAGCCCUCGCAUUCAAUUCCACGAUGCCUGGUCCAGUUCCGAGUAUGACAGGCGGGGAGACAUUGCGACUUGCAACCGUCUCACGCCGCUGCUCGCUCAACAGAUCAAGGAGGAACUCAACACUUUCAAGAUGGAAAUGGAAGUUCAUGAGAUGUCGAAGCCUCACACACAUUUCUUCUAA
Lasiodiplodia theobromae is the source of this 2214-nucleotide messenger RNA. RefSeq names its product Protein bni4 p53858. NCBI's taxonomy places the organism in Eukaryota, Fungi, Ascomycota, Dothideomycetes, Botryosphaeriales, Botryosphaeriaceae. The record is from RefSeq and is a predicted model, not a curated record. Gene Ontology annotation, molecular function: actin binding. The coding region runs from base 1 to 2214 and encodes 737 amino acids. The transcript has 4 exons. Gene Ontology annotation, biological process: actin cytoskeleton organization.